AUGGUCACUACCAACUUGAAUGCAUGGCCUGCCUGCCGCCCCGUCCAUGCUUCUCGUCUCAAAUUUAAGUUUGCAGCAGAUCCCAAAGUCGUCUCUCGAGCUGAUUCGGUGGAUCUUCUCGCACACAAAGUAUUCACGGAUUAUAUGGGCUGGGCAGACUCGGAAAAAGACCGCUUUGCACCGAUGUCAGUUUCACCCACAGUCAGUUUUCUGCAUUAUUCUACAUCAUGCUUCGAAAUGAUGAAAGUCGAUAGGAAGCUUCGCCUCUUCCGGUCAGAAUAUAACUGCCUCAUCAAGAAACCUUGUGAGGUCGAAUGUUCGAAAUGGCUUUCAAAGUCCUGCCAUGGCGAGUUUCUGCGUAUACGUCCGACUCUGAUUGGAACCGAUGCAAGUCUAGGAUUCCAAGUGCCUAGCGAGGUGUUGUUGGUUAUGCUUGUGUCAUAUUGGCCAGCUCCUACCGGACCACCUAAGGGCCUCCGUCUACUCUGCAGUGGCAAGGACGCAGUCCGUUCAUGGCCGGGGGAGACGGGAUCCGCCAAGGUAAGCGGUAACUACGCCCCUUCAUUGCUCGUCCAAGGCGAAGCCAAAAGACGCGGGUGUGACCUGGUUCUAUGGCUGUUUGAGCCGGAGGGGUACAUCAGCGAGACUGGCUCGGCUAACUUCUUUGUCAUUUGGCGAGCUCCCCAAGGCGAACUCCAGCUUGUCACUGCCCCCUUGAGUGGUCAUCUUAUUCUUGGUGGUGUGACACGUCGGAGUGUGUUGGAUCUUGCGAGGGAAAGGGUGGGUGAAAAGGCAGGCUCUAGCUCUGAGUGCGAAAAAUUGGAGGUGGUUGAGAAGUGCUUUACUGUCAUCGAUCUUGUCGAGGCAUCCAAAUGUGGGGGCCUGGUUGACGCCUUUUUCGUCGGUACAGCAUGUUUCAUGCAGCCAGUCGUCCACAUUAUGGAGAAAGCCCCUCAUGUUUCCAUAAUACGCAGCCGGAUAAAAGAUAUUAUGUUCGGUCACGAGGAUAAUGCCUGGGCAGAUGAGAUUACGGAGGAGCAAAGAGAUAAUAACAGAGGAAAAGAUUGA
This is a messenger RNA of Penicillium cosmopolitanum, 1068 nucleotides long. RefSeq names its product Aminotransferase class IV. Gene Ontology annotation, cellular component: mitochondrion. The record is from RefSeq and is a predicted model, not a curated record. The coding region runs from base 1 to 1068 and encodes 355 amino acids. The transcript is spliced from 4 exons. Gene Ontology annotation, biological process: L-leucine biosynthetic process; L-valine biosynthetic process. Gene Ontology annotation, molecular function: branched-chain-amino-acid:2-oxoglutarate transaminase activity. NCBI's taxonomy places the organism in Eukaryota, Fungi, Ascomycota, Eurotiomycetes, Eurotiales, Aspergillaceae.